AAAGAGAAAAAAAAAAGUGGUGGUUUGAUUUUGAUUUGUGUUUGUGUGGUGAAAAACUGAAAAUGAAAUAGAAAUAGGCUCAAAUUCAAUGAAUCAAAAUUUUCUCCUUGUGUUUUUGUGAUGCAAGGAUCAAACAAGAGUUGUUGUUUUUCAAAGAAAACCAGAAAAUAAACACAAGGAUGCCUUCCUUAGACUCUCUUGAUUCCUUUCUCUUUUCUCUCAGCUCAGAAUUUUCUUCUCCUUUAGGAUAUUUCAUUCAAAUCCAGGGAUGUGUAAUCUGCUUGCUGCUAGCUUUUGGAUGGGUUGCAGCGGCUUAUGUUAGGAGAAGAGAGAUAAAAAGAAUAAGGAGGAGUCUAAAGAAUGGAAAUAGCUUUGCUUUCAUUUGUCAAGAUAUCAAUGAACUUGAGCAUUCCAAUCAGGUCAAUUUGCCAAGAGUAACAGUAAUAAUGCCUCUAAAAGGGUUUGGUGAACACAAUCUCCAUAACUGGAGGAGUCAGUUAACAUCUCUAUAUGGUGGUCCUCUAGAAUUUAUUUUGGUGGUGGAAAGUACAGAGGAUCCUGCUUACCAUUCUAUAUCAAGACUCAUAUCAGAAUUUGAGGGUUCUGUUGAUGCUAGAGUACUUGUAGCUGGUUUGUCAACAACUUGUAGUCAAAAAAUUCACAAUCAAUUGGUUGGAGUGGAGUCAAUGCAUAAAGAUAGCAAGUAUGUACUGUUUUUAGACGAUGAUGUUAGGCUACAUCCUGGAUCAAUUGGAUCACUCACUCUUGAAAUGGAAAAGAAUCCUGAGAUAUUUAUUCAAACUGGAUAUCCUCUUGAUCUGCCAUCUGGAAGUUUAGGGAGUUACUGCAUCUAUGAAUACCAUAUGCCUUGUUCGAUGGGAUUCGCCACUGGUGGAAAAACAUUCUUUUUGUGGGGAGGGUGCAUGAUGAUGCAUGCUGAAGAUUUUAGACAAGAUAACUGCGGCGUAGUGUCAGAACUUAAAAAUGGUGGAUAUUCUGAUGAUAUGACUCUUGCAGCCAUAUCUAGUGCUCAUAAAAAGCUCAUCACUUCUCCUCCGGUUGCCGUCUUUCCUCAUCCACUUGCAACUGAUCUUAAUUUCGGAAGGUACUGGAACUAUUUGAGGAAACAGACAUUUGUUUUGGAGUCGUACACGACAAGAGUUAACCGUGUGAUGAACCGCGCACUGUUUGCCGUUCACUGUUAUUUGUCAUGGGGAUUUGUAUCGCCGUUCGUUAUGGCGAUAGUUCAUGUUGCAGCAGCAAUACAAUUUCACUAUAAAGGAUACUCUCGUGAUGAAAUGACCUACAAUUUUGGCGGGUUAUCACUGGUGUACGUUCUAUUCAUAUGCACUUUUCUUGAGCUUCUUUCAAUGUGGAACUUGACAAGGAUAGAAGUUCAACUUUGCAAUGUUUUGUCACCAGAGGCACCUCCACUUUCUAUUAUUAACUAUAAUUGGUGUCUUGUUUUCAUUGCUAUGCUGGUCGAUAACUUUCUAUACCCUAUAUCUGCGAUUCGUUCUCAUUUCUCUCAAUCUAUUAAUUGGUCUGGUAUUCGAUACUAUUUGAAAGACGGGAAAAUCUGCAAGAUAGAUAGAACUCCAACAAACAAGGAUAUGCCUCCAGUAUUCACAGACUUGGGAGGAAAACAUUUAUAUGGAAGGAUAGGGUUUCCUUCAAAAGAAUCUUUCCUUAGUUCAUUGUCGAAAACUUUCGCAAAAUGGCGUCAACCAAAGCGAUCUGAAUAACUACGAAAGAAAUAGCUUCAUUUAGCAUUGAAUGAUUGAUUCUUUAGUUAUGUACAAUUACAGUUACUUUUUUUUCGUUACUAAAUUUCUAUUGCCGUGUUCGAUCUCGUAAAAAGUUUUGUAACGGUAACAAUUCAGUCCUGUAAUUAUGUAUAACAGAUAAGAAUCACCAACUGGACAUAUAGUGGCUAAAUGUACUUACAGUUAAUGAUUCAUAUUCAAUUU
This is a messenger RNA of Lathyrus oleraceus (garden pea), 1970 nucleotides long. RefSeq lists its product as uncharacterized. Gene Ontology annotation, biological process: glucosylceramide biosynthetic process. The transcript has 14 exons. Gene Ontology annotation, cellular component: membrane. Bases 180 to 1745 code for a protein of 521 amino acids. NCBI's taxonomy places the organism in Eukaryota, Viridiplantae, Streptophyta, Magnoliopsida, Fabales, Fabaceae. The record is from RefSeq and is a predicted model, not a curated record. Gene Ontology annotation, molecular function: ceramide glucosyltransferase activity.